Messenger RNA from Amphiprion ocellaris (clown anemonefish), 3321 nucleotides. It is a transcript of the gene fynb, whose product is annotated as FYN proto-oncogene, Src family tyrosine kinase b. Lineage: Eukaryota; Metazoa; Chordata; Actinopteri; Pomacentridae. The transcript has 13 exons. Gene Ontology annotation, biological process: cell surface receptor protein tyrosine kinase signaling pathway; protein phosphorylation; cell differentiation. Gene Ontology annotation, molecular function: ATP binding; signaling receptor binding; non-membrane spanning protein tyrosine kinase activity. The record is from RefSeq and is a predicted model, not a curated record. The coding region runs from base 239 to 1852 and encodes 537 amino acids. Gene Ontology annotation, cellular component: extrinsic component of cytoplasmic side of plasma membrane.
GUGGCCCUGCAGAGCUAACGCCAUCACACGUAGCGGCUACGACGAGCAGCACGGCGACAUCAGGGCCACCACAGCAGCGCAGUCGUAUUACUGUCAAAUUAUUUCACUAUAACGGCAAUGGAAUACAGCGCUGCGGAUCAUUAGACGCGUCCGAACUGGGCCUCUGUUUUGGCGGCGCACAAAGCAAUGUGGAGGAAAUAAAGAUCCUGAUACGCUGAAAAACCAGAGAUUAUAGAUAAUGGGCUGUGUGCAAUGCAAGGAUAAGGAGGCAACCAAACUCACAGACGACCGAGACACCAGCAUCUCCCAGGGAGCCGGAUACCGUUAUGGGGCUGACCCGACACCACAGCACUACCCCAACUUUGGGGUCACCGCUAUCCCUAACUACAACAACUUCCACGCCCCCGUUGGGCAGGGGAUGACCGUCUUCGGAGGGGUCAGCACUUCCUCUCACACUGGAACACUGAGGACUCGUGGUGGGACGGGAGUCACCCUCUUUGUGGCACUUUAUGACUACGAGGCGCGGACAGAAGAUGACCUCAGCUUCAGGAAAGGAGAAAGGUUCCAGAUUAUCAACAGCACUGAAGGGGACUGGUGGGACGCUCGCUCGCUCACCACCGGUGGCAGCGGCUACAUUCCCAGUAAUUACGUGGCUCCAGUGGACUCUAUCCAGGCUGAAGACUGGUACUUUGGUAAACUGGGCCGUAAGGAUGCAGAGAGGCAGCUGCUGUCCACCGGUAACCCUCGAGGCACCUAUCUCAUCCGAGAAAGUGAAACCACAAAGGGUGCCUUCUCCUUGUCCAUACGGGACUGGGACGAUGUGAAAGGAGACCACGUCAAACAUUAUAAGAUCCGCAAGCUGGACAGCGGCGGCUACUACAUCACCACCAGGGCUCAGUUCGACACGUUGCAGCAGCUGGUUCAGCACUACUCAGACCGAGCUGCCGGGCUUUGCUGUCGCUUGGUGGUUCCCUGCCACAAAGGGAUGCCCCGCCUCGCUGACCUGUCCGUCAAAACCAAAGACGUGUGGGAGAUCCCACGGGAGUCGCUGCAGCUGAUCAAGCGCCUCGGGAACGGGCAGUUUGGGGAGGUCUGGAUGGGAACUUGGAAUGGCACCACGAAGGUUGCAGUGAAGACUCUGAAGCCUGGCACCAUGUCCCCCGAGUCCUUCCUGGAGGAGGCUCAGAUCAUGAAGAAACUGCGCCACGACAAGCUGGUGCAGCUCUACGCCGUGGUGUCCGAGGAACCCAUUUACAUCGUCACAGAGUACAUGGGCAAAGGAAGUCUGCUGGAUUUCUUGAAGGAUGGAGAAGGACGAGGGUUGAAGCUGCCUAACCUGGUGGACAUGGCAGCACAGGUUGCAGCUGGCAUGGCCUACAUCGAGAGGAUGAACUACAUCCACAGAGACCUUCGCUCCGCCAACAUCCUGGUGGGAGACAACCUGGUGUGUAAGAUCGCCGACUUCGGCCUGGCCAGGCUCAUCGAGGACAACGAAUACACUGCUCGGCAAGGUGCAAAGUUCCCCAUCAAGUGGACCGCCCCGGAGGCUGCGCUGUACGGAAAGUUCACCAUCAAGUCGGACGUCUGGUCGUUCGGCAUCUUGCUGACGGAGCUGGUCACCAAGGGUCGGGUGCCUUACCCAGGCAUGAACAACCGCGAGGUGCUGGAGCAGGUGGAGCGGGGCUACCGGAUGCCGUGCCCCCAGGACUGCCCCAGCUCGCUGCACGAGCUGAUGCUGCAGUGCUGGAAGAAGGACGCCGAGGAGCGGCCCACCUUCGAGUACCUGCAGGCCUUCUUGGAGGACUACUUCACAGCCACCGAGCCUCAGUACCAGCCCGGGGACAACCUCUAAACCCGCCUCCCGCCUCUCUCUCCGGGACUCGGGGUCGGCCGGAGGCUGGGGGCAGGACUGGCCCAAGACAGUUCUGUUUUUAAAAAAAAACAAAAAAAAAAAACUGGAGCCUUCCCAGCCGGGCCUUUUUAUUUUAGGGAUCUGUACAGCUUCCUCAGCUCAGCUCGAGCAUUUCAGUUCCAACUCCUACAAACACAACCCUCAGUCUCAGAGGCGCCCCCUGGAGUCUGAACUCUGUUAAUUAGGGAAGUGGAUGGAUGGAUGGACGGAGGAUGGAUGGACGGAGUUGACUGGUCAUGCUAAUGCAAUGAAAUACCUGUAUUCAGUGUAAAUAAGAAAAGCUUGUUUUAGUUUGUCUGCUUCCGUUCGAGAUUUUAUUUUCUGCUGCACAAAAAUGAUAAUGAUGAUAAAAACCGAUAGAGGCAAAAGAAAGACGACCACCUGAGCAGGCACACUUAAUCUGUAUUAUACUGUAGCUCCUCUAUUAUUUUCUAGAGAUUGAAUUUGGAAGCCGCGAUAUAUUUUUUUCUUAUAAUUUCCCAUAAUGUCUAAGAAAAUUCACCCCCAGAACAUUGCUUUAUUCUUGACUUUUUUAUAUGUAGUAUUGCAGAGGCUUCUCCAGACGUGCAUGACGCAGAUCUCCAUCAGCUUUUUUUCUUUUCCUCCCCCUCCCCACCCUUAAAGCUUCCUCAGAGUGCUAAUCUUAAGCUACUGCUGGUUCUUUUACAAACCGUAUGUCACAUUUUUGUAAAAUCACAGCCGAGCGUGUAAGGAUCUUUUGAACAUAUCCCUCCUCGCUUAUUUGAGAAGAUUCGGGUGGAAAUAUUUCCGUCUUCCUGCCACAAGUGGUGUUGUUUUUUUUUUAUUAUUAUUUUGUUAAGUUGAAAGAAGAGAAAGGAGUUAAUUUAAGAAGUCUGUCUUUAUUUGAGCUGUCAUUCCGGGGCCUCACCUCGUCAUCGGGAAUCUUAAUUUCGGAGGGAAGUCGAUGCAAACUGUGGCUUUUCACCUCAUCUCCUGCACGACCUUCUCUCGAGCCUGCAGCUGAACCUGGACCACCUUACCUCCUGAGUUACUUCUGCUUUUAUGUUUUACUGACACGAUUAUAUUCAGUAUUGAGUCUUUGGUUUUUACAGAGUAUGUUUUUAUUCAACCCUUUUAAGUGAUCCUUUAAGCUGUACUGUACAUUCAGGGGAACUCUGGGGGCAAAUUCAGGUGACAAUAAGAAGAAGGUCUGAAUGUGUCAUGAACUGAAUCCAGCCCUGACCUGGUCCUAAUGCAGAUGGUUUCAUGGCCAAUGGAAACCCCUCAUUUUUCAGUUGUACAGCUAAAUGGUUUUUAAAUGUCGCUAACUUCCCUCCUUUGUAUCUUUUCAGUUCCAUGUUUUUAACAUUACUUGUUUUGUUAAUUCAGUGAUUUGGCGUUUGGAAUUCAGAAAAGACCAAUAAACAUUUUACACUCUUUCCAAGACA